GGGCUGCCGGAGCUUUGCCGUCGUCGUCGGCCUGCACGCUUUCGGGACCUGGGCAGAGCCGGAGAGGAGUGCCAGUCCUGCCGCCGCCGCCGCCGUCGCCACCAUGGAGUGCAAGUGAGAGAGGAAGUCCGCCCGCCUUAUGUGUGCUUUUGCAGAAGUUGAGGCUUCCCCGCUGUUGCUGCCCGGAGCGCGAGCGGGGCCUUCGGCGCGCGCCCACCGAGGGUAUCAAAAGAGAGAAAACUGGCCUGAAGUGAAAUUGGGGAAAGCUGGGGAUUUGACAGCAUCCCCCCCUCCCCCAGAAUUUCUCCAUUGUCGAAUGUAGAGAUCUCCAUGGUAACUCAAACCCCCAACCUCUUCUCAGCAGCCUGCAAGAAGCAGUUUUCAACAGCUCAGAGGUCUCACGACCAGAGCGUGGAUCACACUUCUUGCAGACCUCAUCAUAUUGAGGUGGGGCUAAGAUGAGCAUAACCAGUGAUGAAGUGAAUUUCUUGGUGUAUCGCUAUCUUCAGGAGUCAGGUUUCUCCCAUUCAGCCUUCACAUUUGGAAUAGAGAGUCAUAUUAGCCAAUCCAACAUCAAUGGGACACUAGUGCCACCUGCUGCCCUCAUCUCCAUACUUCAGAAAGGCCUGCAGUAUGUGGAAGCAGAGAUCAGCAUCAAUGAGGACGGCACAGUGUUUGACGGCAGGCCUAUAGAGUCGCUAUCGUUGAUAGACGCAGUAAUGCCUGACGUGGUACAGACUCGGCAGCAGGCUUUGCGGGAGAAAUUAGCUCAACAGCAAGCUAGCACGGCACCGGUCACAGCACCGGCCACCACGGCCACCACAGCUUCUACAGCAACGACAACUGCUGUCCCACAGCAGAACACACCAAAGAAUGGAGAAGCCACUGUGAAUGGAGAGGAGAAUGGGGCACAUGCAAUAAAUAAUCAUUCAAAGCCAAUGGAAAUUGAUGGGGAUGUUGAAAUUCCUUCUAACAAAGCAACAGUCCUCCGGGGUCAUGAAUCAGAGGUGUUCAUCUGUGCCUGGAAUCCUGUCAGUGAUCUGCUAGCAUCCGGAUCUGGUGACUCUACGGCCAGAAUAUGGAAUCUAAAUGAGAACAGUAAUGGUAGUUCCACUCAACUCGUCUUGAGGCACUGCAUAAGAGAAGGAGGACAUGAUGUUCCCAGCAAUAAGGAUGUAACAUCGUUGGACUGGAAUACUGAUGGGACGCUGUUGGCUACAGGAUCUUAUGAUGGCUUUGCAAGAAUAUGGACAGAAGAUGGAAAUCUUGCAAGCACCUUAGGUCAACAUAAAGGGCCCAUCUUUGCUCUGAAGUGGAACAAAAAGGGAAAUUACAUUUUAAGUGCUGGAGUUGAUAAAACAACAAUAAUUUGGGAUGCUCAUACAGGAGAAGCUAAACAGCAGUUUCCUUUCCACUCAGCCCCUGCUCUGGAUGUAGACUGGCAGAACAACACUACUUUUGCAUCCUGCAGCACGGACAUGUGCAUACAUGUAUGCAGACUAGGAUGUGAUCGUCCAGUCAAAACUUUUCAAGGCCAUACGAAUGAGGUCAAUGCUAUCAAAUGGGAUCCUUCUGGGAUGCUUCUAGCGUCGUGCUCAGAUGAUAUGACAUUAAAGAUUUGGAGUAUGAAGCAAGAUGUGUGUGUACAUGACCUUCAGGCACACAACAAAGAGAUUUAUACUAUCAAAUGGAGUCCGACGGGACCAGGGACCAACAACCCAAACUCUAAUAUUAUGUUGGCAAGUGCUUCAUUCGACUCUACUGUUCGGUUGUGGGACGUCGAAAGAGGAGUCUGCACUCACAUGUUAACCAAACAUCAAGAGCCUGUCUACAGCGUAGCUUUUAGUCCUGACGGAAAAUACUUGGCCAGUGGGUCCUUUGACAAGUGUGUCCAUAUAUGGAACACUCAGAAUGGAACUCUAGUACAUAGCUACAGAGGCACUGGAGGAAUAUUUGAAGUCUGCUGGAAUGCUAAAGGAGACAAAGUGGGGGCUAGUGCAUCAGAUGGAUCGGUUUGUGUUCUAGACCUGCGAAAGUAAAUGUUUUAGAAGAAAAUUCGCAAAUGGACCAGCAUUGAAUGUGUGGGUAGAAGCACUCUUCAAAACUAUUUUUUAACAUCUCUAGAACUGCAAGAACAGGGGGAAACAAACAGAAACUAGGCGGGGGGGGACCCCAGAGUGUACAACAAAGGCAACUCUCCCAGGCGGCAGAAGCCUGCAAAAUGUUUUGUCCAUAACCUUCACCGAGGAGUUAAGACACAAUCACGUAGGGGGAGGGGUUGGGGAUGGUUUCCACCUGGAACCUUCAGCCUUUGGAAGCAAGAGGCCACCACCAGCUAAGACCCCGUAGUGUUUGGUUUGGGUCUCUGAGAACUCGCUCUGAUGGCUGCAGAAAAGAAGAGAAAAGCUGUGCCAAAAAUGAUAAUAAUUAAAAAAA
Molecule: messenger RNA, 2436 nt
Organism: Lacerta agilis (Sand lizard)
Lineage: Eukaryota; Metazoa; Chordata; Lepidosauria; Squamata; Lacertidae
Gene: TBL1X
Product: transducin beta like 1 X-linked
Exons: 17
Coding region: 459-2039 (526 amino acids)
Biological process (GO): regulation of transcription by RNA polymerase II
Cellular component (GO): histone deacetylase complex
Molecular function (GO): protein binding; transcription corepressor activity
Source: RefSeq, a predicted model, not a curated record